This is a messenger RNA of Pungitius pungitius (ninespine stickleback), 8551 nucleotides long. It is a transcript of the gene frem1a, whose product is annotated as Fras1 related extracellular matrix 1a. The transcript has 37 exons. Gene Ontology annotation, biological process: cell communication; anatomical structure morphogenesis. The coding region runs from base 236 to 6775 and encodes 2179 amino acids. Gene Ontology annotation, cellular component: membrane. The record is from RefSeq and is a predicted model, not a curated record. NCBI's taxonomy places the organism in Eukaryota, Metazoa, Chordata, Actinopteri, Perciformes, Gasterosteidae.
GGAGAGCAGACAGGUAAGAAAGAGGACAAAGGGACAGAUGUGGUGCGAUCAGCGCCCGACUGGUCAUGGCUAAAUGGUAAAGGCUCGGAAAUUCAUGCCACAAUGAAAUCCUACCAACAGAGCAAAAUCAAGCUCCUUUUGCAAAAAAACCAUCUUGGAUUUCUUAAUUAUUCAACUGGAGUGUGUUUCUGAAAGCUUUCAUUUGGAUCCAGCCCUUGAAAACAUUUGCCUGUGCAUGAAAGCGAUGGGCUCACGUGGUCAAGCACUGGUGUGGAUCAGGCUUCCACUGCUUCUGGUGGUAAUAACCUGCUCAUCACACAGUUCCCUCAUAAAAGUCAACAAUGGUGUAACGGUGAAACGAGGUCAGUCAGUCUACCUCCAGGAAGGUGACCUGCAGUUCCAUAUUCCCCGUCAGAAGGACGCAUGCAAGGUGGAGGUGGUGUUAAAUGAACCCAUAACUCAACGAGUGGGUAAAGUCUUGCCUCAGGUAUUUGAUUGCCACUAUCGGACUGAUGAGGUAAAGUACAUCCACAACGGAUGUCCGUUGUUAAAUGAGGACACUGUCGCGCUUCGACUAUACAGGUUCACAGAGACAGAGACAUACAUGGAGAUGUUUUUUCUCCAUGUGGAAAUUAUGGAACCUGAAUGCAGCAUAAUAAAGCUGGGACCCAAAUCCCUGAAGGUUCGUGAAUUCUACGGCUUCUCGGAUGCCGUGGAUGGCAAUGUGGUGUCCUUCCAUUAUGAGGAGAGAUCUAGUCUGGAGUGUAGUGUCCAUUUGAGUAGCCAUGACACCCACCUGCCCGCCCAUGGCCAGCUGGUCACCGGAGAGCCAGAGAAAGCUAUGAAAAGAGGGGACGAGCCAGAGAGCUUCAUCCACCUACGCCAACAGCUUGAUAAUAAAGCCACAGCAAUGUGUAAAUCUGAAGACUGCCUGAAAGGUCUGAAGCUAAUGAAGUCCACCAAAAUUCCCUGUGAUGACUUCCUUUUGAUGGGGCUAAAGUAUCAGUACAUAGAUCCUCCAUCUCCAGACAUAGACUACAUCGCAAUCAGACUGGAUCUCAAGGACACUCGGAGUGGCAGCACAUAUCAGUCUGAACAGGCCUGGAUUCCAGUUCAUUUAGUUGGUGCUUUGCCCAACCAACCUCCCAAACCAUCCUUCAUGUCCAUGUUUAUCCUUGAAGUGGACCAGUUCAUCCUUACUCCACUCUCCACUGCUGUACUGGACACUGAAGACGAGGAAACUCCCAAACAACUUUUGGUUUUCAACAUCACCAAACCACCCGUGAAUGGCUUCAUCGCCCAUCUGUCCGAUCAAACCCGUCCAAUUUCUUCAUUUACAUGGCUUGAUCUCAAUGAAAUGCUCAUCGGGUAUCAACCUCCGAACUCAUCACACACCCAACGCAGGAAUUACGAGAUGGAAUUUGAGGUUCAUGAUUUUUUCUUUGAGAAGAGCCCGCCAAUGACUGUUCACAUGUCUGUAAGAAAUGCAGACACAAAUGCACCGAGGGUUUCCUGGAACAUGGGCCUCAGUCUGUUGGAAGGACAGUCUCGGCCAAUACGUUGGGAGCAGCUACAGAUUGUUGACAACGACAACCUGGCUGCUGUUCGCAUCAUCACAGUGGACGGCCUGCAGCAUGGACGGCUCACUGUCAGAGGGGGAAAGGGCUUUAUGUUCACUGUCAAUGACAUCAAAGCGGGCGUUGUUCGCUAUCACCACGACGACAGCGACUCCACCAAAGACCACAUCAUCUUCCGCAUUACUGACGGCUACCAUCAGACACGACACAAGUUCCCCAUUAAGAUCCUGCCGAAGGACGACAGCCCUCCGGUCCUCAUCACCAAUAUGGUGCUGGAGGUGUCUGAGGGCCAGAUGGCUUUACUGAGAGGCUCCACCCUGCAAGCUUCAGACAUGGACUCCAGCGACGACUACAUCCUCUUUAACAUCACCCGACCCCCACGGGGAGGGGAGGUCAUAAAAAUCCCAACGUCAGGACACACAGGUUAUCGUGUCAGCCACUUUCUGCAGAGGGACCUCUCCCGGUCCAUGGUUUAUUAUCGACACCAAGAAAAAGUGUUUGAUGACUCCUUUGAAGUGGUGCUGUCUGAUUUCCAUGACCCCCCCAACCUGUCAGAGCCCCAAGUUGUGGUGGUGCACAUAGAGCCUGCUCCAGACCAACCACCUAAAGAGGUCCCUGGCUCUAGUCGGUGUCUUGUGAUCAAAGAAACAGAAGUGGUCCACAUAACACGUCAACAGCUUCACUUUGAAGACCCCGAGUCUCCAGACAGUGAGCUUACAUAUACGGUCACGACUCCGCCUUUUUACGCUGGUCCGCACAGCAGGCCAGAUGCCGGGAGGUUGUUCUUAGUCGACAGCAUUCCUAAAUUCAACAAAGACCCCAAUGCACCGGUGCUGAGGCUCUUUACACAGCAUGCGGUGAACUUCAUGAAAAUAGCCUACAUGCCUCCAGUCAUGGACAUCGGCCCUUAUCCCCAGUACAUCCAGUUUGUUCUCUCUGUAACCAACUACCUGGGCAAAACAGUCUCUGGGAUCUGCUUUAACAUCACUGUGGUGCCAGUGGACAACCAGCCGCCACAGGUCAUUACCAACCCUCCAACUGUAGAUGAAGGAGGCCAUUGCCGGCUUGGCCCUGAGCACUUGUUGGUAUCAGACGUGGACUCUGUAGAAAGCAAGCUGCAGGUGGCACUUCAGCGAGAACCGCAGCAUGGAGCUCUGCAGCUUGGCAAUCUCCCGCUUAGACCAGGCCAGGCUUUCACUGUGAACGACCUGAAAAGCCUCAAAGUUAGGUACAAUCACGACGGCUCAGAAACUGUAGAGGACCACAUUGAAUUCACAGCAACAGAUGGCUCCAAUCCAGUCAAUUUUUUCCUGCAAGUGAAGGUGUUGCCCAUCAAUGACGAGGUCCCAGUGUUGCUGGAUGGUCUGAAACCGGUUCUCAGCUGUGCAGAAGGGCAGGAAAUUGUCAUUACAUCAGAGUACAUCUUUGCUGCUGACGCAGACAGCGACAACAGCAGCCUGACCUUCCUGAUCGCCCGGCAGCCACAUCAUGGCGUCGUUUGCCGAGACUCCGUCGUGGUGGAUCGUUUCAUCCAGGCUGACAUCACUGCAAGGAUCAUAACCUACAAACACACAGGACUGGAGAUUGGACUCACUCCUCGCCAUGACACCAUCACCUUUGUUAUAUCUGAUGGAGAAACAGAAAACUCUGCUUCAUGCUGUGGUGAACAAAAUCCCACCCAGACCGGAGACAAGACGCAGCUGCUGCGAAAGAGUCUGCCGGUUUAUGACCUCCAGAUCACUGUGUUUCCAAUUGAUAACCAGCCACCUUCACUAACAACAGAAGACAUCUUUACAGUGGAUGAAGGUGGGUCUGCCCCCAUGACUGCAUCUCAUUUGAAGGCCUCUGACCUGGACACAGUUCUGGACGAACUGGUGUUCAGUCUCAUUUCAUCGCCCCAGUUUGGCUACAUCGAAAAUGUCCUGCCAAGUCCAGGGUUUGAAAAAAGUAAUACAGGCAUAAGCAUUGCUUCCUUUUUGUACAAAGACCUCAUUGACGGGCAUGUGAACUACGUGCAGUCCAGACACCAGAGGAUGGAGCCGACAGCUGACCAGUUCAUGCUCUGUGUAUCAGACGGUAAACACAGUUCUGCACAUGUCCCCUUCUACAUUAUCAUAAACCCAACGAACGACGAGAUCCCACAGUUCGUGGCUCAGAACAUCACAGUGCGAGAAGGAGAAAUGAAACAGCUGGACUCCUCAGUUUUACAUGCGGUGGAUCUGGAUGUCCCCAAGGACAGCUUGGUCUUCAAUGUGGUCAAAGCCCCGCAGCACGGCAGCAUCGUCAUCCAUGGCAGUGAAAAGUCAGCCAACAAGAGACGAGAGGCCGAUGCACGUUCCCGUGUGGUGGACUUCACAAUGACAGAUCUCUCGGAUGGUAUGGAUCUGAUGUACAUGCACGAUGACUCAGAGAAUGAAGAGGACAGUUUCACCAUUCAGGUGACUGAUGGCAGGCACCGACUCCAAAGAAAAGUGAUGGUUAAAGUGCUGCCAGUCAACGACGAAGAGCCUCGCGUCAUCAGGAACAAUGGCCUGGAGGUGGAACGGGGACAAGGCAGGCUUAUUUCCAGCGUUGCUCUCUUUGCACAGGACAGUGACACUCCUUCUUCAUGCGUCAUGUACAUAUUUGACAGUACACCCACCCAAGGACUACUUCAGCUGAAGGAAGGUCCGGAAUGGAGGACACUGUCAGUGCGGAGGAACUGUACCCAACAGAUGGUGGACAUGAACCUUCUGCGCUAUGUGAACACACACCUGCACAGUGCUGACACACAAGACUUCUUUACCUUCUACUUGUCGGAUGGAAAGAAUCAAUCUCCCCCACAGCACUUCCACAUCUCUGUCAAAGAUGUGGAAAAAGGAAACAUUGCCUUGUUUGUGAAGACGGCAAACGUCAGCCGUGGGGACCGUGUGCUUCUCACGACGGACGUGCUGUUGGCCACAGAUGGCACGGAAUCGCCAGAGGACCUUGUGUAUGUCAUUGUUAAGCCCACGGCUCACGGACACGUAGAGUACAUCAAGCAUCCUGGACUGGCAAUCACUACCUUCAGCCAGAUGGACAUAGCAGCCAACCUCGUGGCGUACAUACACGACAAGCGAGCCACCACACCCACGGAAACCUUUCAGUUUGUUGUGAGUAAUGGUAAAAACAGCCGAAACGGAAGCUUUGAGAUCGCAGUUGAAAUGGUGGACCGCAUCCUGCCGUCUCUGUCCUCAAACAAAGGCCUCUCAGUACCACAAGGCUCCUCCAUGGUUCUGGGUCCAGGUUGCCUGGGGUUGUCUGACCCCGACACUCCACCCAGCGCCCUAACCUUUGUCCUCCUCCAGCCUCCACAGUAUGGCAGGCUGCUUUUAGGAGGUAGCAGACUAACUAUUGGCUCCAACUUUACCCAGAGAGACGUAGACAAACUGGAGGUAACCUACAAACAUGAUGGGGGGGCGUCGCAGAUUGACCGAUUCGCCUUUACCGCCGCUGACAGCACCAAACGGGGUAUGCUGCUGGAUGGGCAGCUAUACACGGAACCUGUGUUCUUCACAAUCCAGAUCAAGCCUUUGGAUAGGUCAUGUCCAGAGGUGGUGAAGCUGCUUCCUCUUUGGCAAGCAGAGCCUCUUGGAGACGGUCGACACGGGAUCUUGAUUUCAUCUCGAGAGCUGAAGGCCCAAGACAGCAAUAGCAAAGAAGAGGAGCUGAUAUUCUGCAUUGUUCGACAGCCCUACUUUGGUUACCUAGAACACAUGACUACAGGUGGUUUUGUAUCACAGCGCUUCACUCAGAUGGAGCUGCACAGGAGAACUAUUGCCUACAUCAUCAACCCAGAUGGGAAGUCUCUCUCAGACAGCCUGGAGUUCACAGUGUCUGACCCUCUAGGCAACACGGGGCCCUCUCACCUACUUGAGUUCAGCUGGUCCAGCGUGGAGCUGUCUCAGCCCGAGUACUCUGUGUGUGAGGAGCAGGGAGCCUUCUCGCUUGACAUCAUCCGAAGAGGAAACCUAGCAGAGUCUUCAUAUGUCACUAUUAAGGUGAAGGAAGGGACUGCAUCAGCUGGAAAAGACUUUGUCACUAGCUAUUCUUCCCUCAUUCAGUUUGGUCCAGGAGUGUCAAAGCGCAGUUGGCAAAUCCAGCUAAUUCAGGAUCACCUUGAGGAAGCUGUGGAAAUGUUUGAAGUGCUGCUGGUCUCCCCUGAAGGCACAGUGAUCGGCAGCAUCGACAAGGCUCCGGUCACCAUCAGGGACUCAGGAAGCGGACAGACUAAGCUGAACCAAGAUCAGGCAAAAGAGGUUUGGUCAGACACGUACCCACAACAUGGCUCCAUUCAGCUAGAGAAGCUGCCCCUUGGCACCGAAUCAGUGAUCUGGAGUCGUGGAGACUCCAGGCUUGGAGCACAUGUCCCCAAAAAUAAACUUAAAGUUUUGGGAAACCCAAAGUCUAUUCCACCUUCAUCAGUUUUUCACAAUGAAACAGAUAUUGUUUACACGUAUAACGGAAUCAUGCAAAUGCAAGUAGAGGACAACACCUCUCCGUUGAGGAAGGAAAGAAAGGCAAACAUCCGUGUGGUUAGCAGGGGAGCACAACAGCAGGGGCCAGCUGUGCUUACCAAGUCAAAGUCAGGGCAUCACAGAAACAUCUCAACAAAUCCAGAAAAAAUAGCACUGGCUAAAGGGCAUGCUGAAGCCAACUCCAUACCAAAGCCCUGUGUACCACAACUGAUGGGACUCCUGCAUUUCCACCAGACCACCAAUCAGCUAUUUCACUGCGACGGUGUCUCCUGGAAGCCCUGGGCCCCAACUGAUGAGAUGGUGAGUGCUCAGAUGUGUCCUCGGGGCUGGACCUUUCAUGGUGGCUACUGUCACUUCCUCAGCACUGAACAAAAGGUUGCAUGGAGCACAGCUAACAGGGUCUGCAGAGAGAGAUACAAAGGCACAUUAGUAAGCGUUCUUUCUAAAGUCAAAAUGGAUUGGCUUUGGGACUUUAGUGAAAGAAAACCGUUUUGGAUAGGCCUCAAUGACAGGGAUGGCAGAGGACGCUGGGAAUGGGCGGGUGGUGAGCCAGUCAGCUACACUAACUGGAGAAAGACACCCUCCCAUUCCAAGAGGAAGGGAAACAAAAGGUGUGUCCUGGUGUGGAGAAAGGCAAAGUGGCAAGUCAGGGACUGCAAGACGAGUACAGCUCAUCGCUUUGUGUGUUCAAUAAAAACUUGAUUUUAAAUCAAUUUAAGUGUUUACAUCCGAGCCACGGUGUUGUUUCAGGAGGAAGGACUUAACCUCGGUACAUUUAAACUGCAAUACCAGACAAUGUUCCCAUAUGGUAAGGGAACUUUUCUGGGAACUGUUAUAUAUAGUAGUUGUCAUUUAUUCUAUUUAAACACUAAAAGUAUUUUAAAGUGAAGCACUGCAAUGAAAAAAUGUUUCCUCUCCUGUGUAUGAUUUAAAAGCAUGUGUAUGUGCAUCAAUAUUAAUGCAUUUUGUGAUUCAUACAGUAUAUAAAUGACUUUCAGCAAAAUGUAUUUUCCAAAAGACAAUGUUAAAAGUAAGACUGAAAUACAUGUUUCUGACGCACACAAAAUAUUUGUUUUAAAUAAAUGUAUUAGAAAUAAGUUUGAAGCACUGUAAGACUAUUGCUAAGCACAGUGCGUGAACAGUUUGCUGAAGCAGCUGUUUGAGUCGUUUCUCAGACAUUCCUUUCCAUUCCGUUCCCCCUUUACAUGACACAAGAGUGGUGCAGGAAUGACGUAAUCUUUUACACCAACCCCAGAAGCUACCCAUCCACCAUAGCGUUUAUGCAGAAAACAAGCGCUGAUGCAAGCAAAUUCACCUACAAAACCCAAUUUUAUGAUUUCUUUUAGCGUAAUGGCAAAAUAAUUAUUCUUAUUAGUCAUAACAAUAACUGCAUUUUUGCCAAACAUUUAAAGUCAUUUUAAAUAUGUAUACAUAGGCUGCAUUUGUAGGUUUAUGGGUCUACAUUUAACUGGUUUGUCCAUCGAUCCAUUCUCAAAGCUGCACAAUCCCAGCCAACAUCGGGGCAGGAAACUGGGGACACCCUGGACUGGUCAGUCAAUCGCAGCGCUGACACAGAGACACAAAAGCAUUCACACUCCCAAUCACACACCUAGAGGCACCAAUUGACCUAAUCACCACAGCAUGUCUUUCGACUGUGGGGGGGGAAGCCGGAGCACCCAAGAAGAACCCACGCAGAAACAGGGAGAACAUUGCAGACCCCACACAAGAAAGAGCACUGGUGGAGUUUGAACCCAGGAUCUUUUUGUCGUGAGGCGACAGUGAUAACCACCACAUCAUCGUGCCACCACCUGUGCAUCCCUGCGUGUGCAUUUAUCAAUAUUGCGGUUGAUCUGACCCUGUAAAAAAAGGUUUUGCCAUGAUAAUCUAGAAUGUUUAUACAUGUUGUUAAAUGUUAUUUUUUUAAAGAGAAAAUUCUGCCUUCUGUCGCCAAAAAGAUAACAUUUCAGAAUAAAAACAGUUUAAACCUGGCAAAACUGUUUUCCACCCUGUUUUUUUGAUGAUUAUUAAUUUGUAAACCCACUAAAGGAAACAACUGAGACUAUUAUUAUUAUUUUUUCUAACUUACCUAUUACUGCUUCCGUAGGUAUAUGUUACGUACCGUGCUCUGUGUAUAGGUCUACAGAUAUUGUGUUCUUUUUUUGUGUUGUUGGUUUGUGUUGUUGUUUUGUCUCCUCCUUUCUGUUUCCAUUCUCUCACUUCACAGAUGUGCACACCUGGUCCCCCUCAUCCAAUCACCACACCUGUUCCACAUCUCCCAUCAACCAUUCCCCUUCAUAUAGUCCAUGUGUGUUUUCAGGGAGCAAGGCUCUUUUGUGUUGAGCUGGGCCCCUGGUUCGAAGAGCAGUGUUUUGUGAUAAAAUUGCAUUUGGUAACAGCCUACUUGUGUGUUUUUGUGAGGUCAAUGAGGCCAGGUAAGAUACUCUGGGGUUUACAUAUUGCAUACACGUAGGGUUACCU